AUGUUUAUUCAAGUUCAAAAGAGAGUUGUUUACUAUACUGAGAGAGAUAGACGCAGAUGGUUAUUCUGGCUAAUAUUGAUUCCAAUACUUCUAGUGUUGUUGGCCUUUUUCUUGUGGAGAAGAAGAAGAAGAAACCAGUCAAAAGUUGUCCCCAUAUAUAACAACAACAGCAGCUACUUCCGUCCGAAUGGUACAGUUGGUGGUCCUAAUGGACCAAUGCCUGGACCCCUACCACCAAAUGGAACAUACUAUAUGCCUCAAUAUAUGCCACCACCACCACCACAACAACAUGGCCAAGAGCAGGGGCAAGGACAAGGAACAACUUAUAACAGUAGUCAUGUUCCUCCACCAUAUCCUCCACCACUGUCACUGUCGCAAGGAUAUACGUACACCCCACAACCACAAUCACAGGGCAAAGCUGCUGAAGCCGGAGGUGACUACAUAGCACCAAAUGGACCACCACCAGCACAUAUUAGAUAG
Messenger RNA from Lodderomyces parapsilosis, 480 nucleotides. RefSeq lists its product as uncharacterized. Bases 1 to 480 code for a protein of 159 amino acids. The record is from RefSeq and is a predicted model, not a curated record. The transcript has a single exon. NCBI's taxonomy places the organism in Eukaryota, Fungi, Ascomycota, Pichiomycetes, Serinales, Debaryomycetaceae.